This is a messenger RNA of Necator americanus (New World hookworm), 438 nucleotides long. RefSeq lists its product as uncharacterized. Gene Ontology annotation, molecular function: cysteine-type endopeptidase inhibitor activity. The record is from RefSeq and is a predicted model, not a curated record. Bases 1 to 438 code for a protein of 145 amino acids. The transcript has 5 exons. Gene Ontology annotation, cellular component: cytoplasm; vesicle. Lineage: Eukaryota; Metazoa; Nematoda; Chromadorea; Rhabditida; Ancylostomatidae.
AUGUCGUAUAUCUUAGUCGCGAUCGCAUUGCUCAUCUCUAUUGCUACUUCUAGUCACGCUCAGACAAUGACUGGAGGAAUUAUGUCACAGAACCCUAAUGAUCCGGAACAUAUGAAAAAAGCAUGGAAUGCGCUAGAAUCGGUGGAUGGCACCAUAUCUAACGAUGGAGAAUACCACCUGAUUCCAAUCAAGGUUGUGAAGGCUCAAACUCAGGUGGUGGCAGGAAUAAGAUACAUGCUGGAGGUGAUUUACGGCGAAUCAACAUGUAAGAAAACUGAAGUCGCCGCAACUGCCCUGCUCCAAGAAAAAUGUGAGCUGAAAAAAGGAGGAAACCAAGCGCUAUACGAGAUCAACAUCUACGAACAUCCAUGGGAAAAUCCUAAACAGGAGUACAGCGCUUCAAAAAUUCACGACAUCACAGCCGGAGAGCAGAUUUGA